AUGAGUGUCAAUACUACAAACUGUAAUGAACUAAUAGAUGAAUUGAAAUUUAUGUGGAUAGAACAUGAAUUAGGACCACAACGAAUGUCGUUAACACGUCAAAUUUUAAUUGGAAUUGUAUAUACUUCCAUUUUUUGUACUGGCCUACUUGGUAAUUUAGCUACAUGUAUUGUAAUUGCUCGUAAUUCGUUUAUGCAUACCAGGACAAAUUGUUAUUUAUUUACAUUAUCUGUUAGUGAUUUAUUAUUACUAAUUUUUGAAGAUGCUUUCAAUGAUUAUUAUGUACCUGAGUUAAUUUCAUCAAGAUGUUUAAGCUAUUUUGUGGAGAUCGCAUUAUUUCCUAUCAUUUCAAAUUAUACUACGAUAUGGUCGUCAACAUUAAAAUCAUAA
Messenger RNA from Schistosoma spindalis, 390 nucleotides. Lineage: Eukaryota; Metazoa; Platyhelminthes; Trematoda; Strigeidida; Schistosomatidae. The record is from the annotation of a GenBank genome assembly.